Ectocarpus siliculosus is the source of this 8200-nucleotide messenger RNA. The record is from the annotation of a GenBank genome assembly. NCBI's taxonomy places the organism in Eukaryota, Phaeophyceae, Ectocarpales, Ectocarpaceae.
AUGCGGCAGCAGGUCGUGUGUUUGGGCCUGCAGGAGAGAUGUGGACCCGGGUUGUGUGCAGGAGUACAGCAGCAGCAUUACCAAGGGCCGGGGGGGGUGGCUCUCGCGGAGCCCCUCGUGGUCGCCGCGGCGUCCUCGCUCUGGAUUCUUGGGGAACCGGGGGCGGACGGGAGCCCCGCGGCUAUAGACGGGGGGGGGGUCACCGGCCUGGUGGACCUGGGCGAGGGGAGUUCGCUCAGGCUGGAAGGCGUUACCCUGAGGAACGCCAGCCGCGCGAGCGGAAACGGCGGCGCGAUCAGGGCGGAAGCGGAGGGAUGCUCGGUGGUCGCGGUGGACUCGAGCUUCGAGGGGAACCAAGCCGCGUCAAGUUUUUACCUGGAAGGGAGGGGCGGCGCUCUUGCCCUCGGGGGAGGGGGCUCCGCGGAAUUGGAUAACUGCGUGGUGUCCGGGAACCACGCGCAGCAGUCGGGGGGAGCCUUCUCGACGCAGGGCGACGGCUGCUCGUUGGUGCUGGUCGGGUGCUCGCUGGAGGGCAACAGGGCGGAGGUGGAGGGAGGGGGGGUGGUGCUCGAGGGGAGGUCGACGGUCUGGUUGGACGGUUCGACGUUGUUGGAGAAUUCGGCGGGGGACCAGGGGGGGGGCGUGCACGGCGUUAACGCGACCGUGGGCGUCGUGCGGGGUUCGCAGCUCGUCAACAACACGGCGAGUUACUACGGCGGGGGCGGCAUCUCUCUCUCGGGUGCUUCCAACCUCACGGUCUCGGACAGCUCCUUCCUGGACAACUAUUACUUCGGGGACAGGACGUUUGGACUCGGCGGAGGAGUGAAAAUUAUUGGGUCGUACGCCACGACGACCAUCUCCAUCACCGACUCCCUGUUUGAGGGGAACUCUGCGACAGACGGGGGGGGGCUUUACAUCAGCUCGGACUACGUGCUGACGGUUUCGCGCACGGUUUUCCACGACAACGUGGCGGGUUUUUUCGGAGGCGGUGCGGUAUUGGAAUCCAACGGAGUCGCCGCGUUGUCGUCGUCCAACUUUACCGGCGGCUUUGCGUGGAACGGUGGCGGAGCUCUGGAGGUUGAGGGCAGCCGCGUGUCUAUAUCCGACUGCCUGUUCGAGGGCAACAGCAACAAGUUCGCGGGGGGCGCGAUCAGGGUGGAGGAGGAGGCCGCGGUGUCCCUGAGCGGGACAACCUUCUCGAACAACUUCAUCUCCAGCCAGAGCGGGGCUGGCUCGGGGGGCGCGGUGUCAGUGUCGGCAGGGACGCUGACUGCGACCGACUGCAACUUCGAGAACAACCAAGCUUUCCACGACGACCGUUACGACGUGGAGACCGAUCCACUCGAGGGGGGGGGCGCCGUGAUUAUUUCGGAUGGGUCCAACGUGGGAGGCGCCCUGCUCGCAGAAGGCUCUUCCACAGCAACGCUUACCAACGUUGCCUUCACGUCGAACCAGGCGGGAGUCUACGGGGGCGCUCUGUCCAUCUACGAGGAAUCGGUUUGCCUCAUGAACGCGUCGCACGUUGGCGCCAACACCGCGGGCUUCGGGGGGGGCGGGAUGUUCCUUAGCGCGUCAACGGGCGAGCUUGACGGGGUGGCAUUUGUCGGUAACUCUGUUUCUGGCGGAAGCGGGGGCGCCGUCUUCUUCUCCUUGGGAACCAACGCCACGGUCACCGGAGGCCUUUUCUCAACCAACACUGCCACCGACACCGGCGGGCACGUCGUCGCCGCCGACGCCCACACCAACGUCGAACUCCUCCCUGACGCCGCCGCCGCAUCAGGGGUAGGAACUACAGCAACGCCGCUGGUUCUUUCGGGGGGAGAGGCCGGCACUGACGGCGGCGCUGUGCACGCCUACGGCGGGGCCGCCGUCACCGCCGUCUCGGUCGAGAUGUCCGGGAACCGGGCGGGCGGCAACGGAGGUGCCGUCAGCGCGGACGGGGCCAGGGUCGUGGUGGCAGACGGGUGCACCGUGACGAGGAACGCGUGCGGCGGCGACGGCGGCGGGGUUAGCGUCGCCGAUGCGUACUUCGUAGGGACCGGGACCAACUUUUCGAGGAACGAGGCCGGGUCGGAUGGCGGCGGCGUCAGGGCGUUCACGGGGGCGGACGUGGUGUUGGAGGGCUGCGUGGUGGACGGAAACACGGCUCAGCUGGGCGGCGGGGUGAGCAGCGUGGACGCUUCUCUGGCCGCCAGCGGGUGCCGCGUGACGGGGAACACGGCGUUCACCGACGGGGGGGGGCUCCGUGCAUCGUACCUGUCCAAGGUCGUGCUCGACACGUGCGAGGUGUCUUUCAACACCGCGGAUUUCGACGGCGGUGGCGUUGCCCUGGAUGCCUCCUCCGGCACCGACAACGACAACCUCAACGCCGCCAACGCCUCCUCCGCUCUAGACUGCCGCGGCGGAACCUUCGAGGGCAACCACGCGGGUGAGCGCGGGGGCGCCGUGUACGUGACUCGGGAGUCGGUGCUGUCCUUCGAGGGCUGCGAGUCCUUCGGCAACUCCGCCUCUCUCGGAGCGUCCGUGUACGCGUCACAUUCGUUCGUGACGCUCAGCGAGGGAUCGGUGCUGGCUAACGAUGAGGUUCCCACGGGGGCCAUGGUGUACGCCCUGAGCACGCAGCUGGUGGCCUGGAACGCCAGCUUCUCGGUGGACGACGCGCCGUCCAUGCUGGCGGUGGAGAUGACCAGCGGGAGUUCUAUGAGGGCGUUGGCGUGUUCUUUCAGCGGGUGGGAGGGGCCGUACGUCGUGCUCACGGGGGGAGAGCUGGAGAUGGACCUGUGCGACUUCAGGGGAAGGUUUGGGAGGGGUGUUUUGGAGUGCCUAGGGGAGACGACAACCUUGGAGCUGGAGGCUCCAUCGUAUGAGCUGUUGGCUGUGGGCAUCCAGGGCACCAUUUCGUCGACGCUCAAUAUUACGGCGGGGAUCGAGGGGGGUCCAGUGGUGUGGAAGGUGGAGGAGGUGGCUGACGUGCAUCCGACAGAGGCCCUGACGUGGAGCAUUGUGCCUAACGUGGGUAUCCUUGAGGAAGGGGGUUCCGCGACUGUCGCCAUCACCGGCAGUCUCACGUCCGACUUCAACGGCCCGACACAAGCGCUCUUCAAGGCCGAGAGCCGCCAGUCUGGGAACACCGCGCUUGCCAUGGUCAAUACCACCUUUUACUACUGCCAGCAGGGCGAAUACUUCAGCGAUGAUGAGUGCCUGCUGUGCUCCGACCUCGAGCUGGACGGCGAAGGGUUAGACUGCGACGAGCCCGGGGUGCUGCAGUUGACCCUCCCCGUGGCGAGCGGGUACUGGAGGUCGAGCGACGACACCACCACCAUCAGGAAGUGCCUGUACGAGGAGGCCUGCGAGGGGGGCUCCGCGAUUUCGCAGUCGGACGAUUACUGCGCCGUCGGGUACCAGGGACCCUACUGUGCCGUGUGCUUAUCGGGGUAUGCCGGCGGCAUCUCGAACGGGUGCCACGAAUGCACGGAGGCGUUUCGCGCGUGGAUGUACGUGCUCGCCGUCCUCGGAGGUCUCUUGGCCCUGGCCUGUGCGUGGCUACUCUUUCGAUAUCUGAUUCAAGAGCCAGUCAGCCCUGGUCGCUUCCUUUCCUGCAGGAACAGCCGCAUGGUGUCCAAGGUUAAGGAGCUGCCCCUACACAAGCUGAAGAUCCCCAUCGUGGUUUUCCAGAUCUUGACCCAGUACGCCGACAUCACGACGGUCGACUUCCCGCCGGCGUUCACUAAGCUCUUGGGUUUCAUGGACGUCCUCAACCUGGACAUGGGCUGGGUGCUGUCCGCCUCGUGCAUAUUCUCGCCAAACUUUUACGGGCGCCUGGUGCUCACCACCCUGGUACCUAUCGCCCUCGGGCUAGCCCUCUGCUGCACCUUCAUGUACGCCAAGAGCCGCACGGUGAGGGCCGGCCUCCCGAAGGCCAACGAGGGAAGCAGUAUGCGCAGCGUCAACACGGUCGUCAGCAGCAGCAACAACAGCAGCGGCGGCGGCGGCGGCGGCGGCGCGCCCGCCACCGUCGUCGCCGGCAGUAGGAGCGGGCAUGGCAUCAUGAUGUCGGAGGCGCGGCAGAUGUCGGUGGUGAAGAGGAGGCACGUCGGGGUGCUCGUCACGGCGAGCUUUCUGGUCUACUCGACGGUUUCGACCAUCGUGUUUCAGACGUUCGCGUGCGACACUUUGGACGAGCUGGGUACGACGUUCCUCCGGGCCGACUACUCCCUGGAGUGCUACACGCCAGAGCACAAGCUGUACAGGGGCUACGCGGGCAUCAUGAUCUUGGUGUAUCCCAUCGGCAUCCCGCUGCUCUACGCGUGGCUGCUGUUCCGGCACCGACAUCGCAUCUACCCCAAGCAAGCCCUCCGAGACGGGGUGUCUCCCGAGCGGCGCCUAGUGGACAAGAAGAUCGCGCAUACGGUGUUGCUGUGGCAGGCUUACCGCCCGUCUCGCUACUACUACGAGGUGAUCGAGUGCGCGAGGCGGCUGCUGCUGACAGGGUGUCUUGUCUUCAUCCUUCCCAACUCUGCGGGGCAGGCGGGCGUGGCCUGCGUGCUGUCGGUGGCGACGGUGGCGCUGUUCAUCACCCUGAGGCCCUUCGCCGACUCGAACGACGACCGUCUCUACAUACUGGGAGCCAUCCUCAUCUUCCUGUCCAUGUUCGUGUCGCUGGUGCCUAAGAUCGAGAUCGCAGAUGGCGACGACCAGAGCGAAACUGUGGUGUCCUGGCUCUUGAUCGUGCUGAGCCUGACGCUGUGGUUGAUGGCGUUCAUGCAGUGUUUCUUGGAGGUACGCUCGAUUAACGCCGCCAGCGGCAGCCGGUGGGACUCGGGAGACACUUCUUCGAUCGCCAACCUCAUGGGCAACGGCGGCUUCUCCCGCAGGAGCGGCGGCGGGGCCGGGGAAUACAAAUCCGACGGAACAAGCAGCGGCUACAAGAACUUCUCCCCUGAAGACCACCACAACACCGGCCACCCGGCCGACUUCUACGACUUCACUAACGCCCACUUCGGAGGGAGCAGCAGUGGGGGCAAGAGCAACACCAACAAUGCCAAGGGCGGGCCGGCGCUCGGAAGUGGCGAUGGGGGGGGUAAGCACCACGAGCAUCACACCGGCGGUGCCGCCGCCGCCACCGCCGCCGCUGCGGGGGGCGGGGGGGGUAAGUUGCACGCGUGGGGUACGUCUCCUGGGGGCACCGCAGAUGGGCGCGCCUCGGGGUACGCCGACCCGGUAGUGCUUCGUUUCAACGACGGCAUGAACGGCGGCGAUCGAGGCGGAGGAGGAGGGGGCGGGGGCGGGGGGGCGACGGCCGCGGUUCAGUCCUCCACGAGCAACCAGAGCCAGAGCAGCGGCAACACGUACGGCCCGCUCACGGCCAGCAUGGCGGACUCGUCGACAAUGGCCGAAGACAUGUUCGCGAGGCGGCUCGGAGGUGGGGACGGCCGGCCGCCCAGCGGAACCGGCGAUGCCACGGCGGCGGCGGCGGCGGCGGCGGCGGCGGUGUUUUCGGGCAUCGACGAGCACGGGGGUGAGGAAGGCGGAGGAGGAGGGAGAUCGCUAAGGCUCAGCCCCGCGGAGCCCAUGGCGAACGCGUUCCCGGCUCCCAUGACGAACGCCUUUCCCGCCUCCACGGACACGCCCGAGAGCGAGCCUCCCGGCCGCGGGGGCGACCCCGGGCGAGAAUCCGACCACCGAACGAAAGCUGCAGUAACCCUGUCCCCGAGCCCGGCUUCGUCCAUGCACCUCCGGGGUCCGUCGCCGGCGGCGGCAGCCUCCGAGAUGAUGAUGCCGAUGACUUUCGUGGAGGGGGAGGACCCCGCUGCGGUGGGCGGAGGGAGUGCGGCGGCGGCCGGUGGUGGUGGUGGCGGCGGAGGCUUUUGAGGGGGCGGGGGCAGGUGGGGGGCGGCAGGAGGCGGCGUGUGCGGCGACGGCAGUCGAUAGCUCCUUGGGAAGCAAAGCGAGGAAAAGCGAAGCGAAGCAAAGCGAAGCAAAGCCGCACGCUUCUUGUUGGUCGAUCUUGUUCGUUUACAGCGUUGAUGCACUAAACUUACAGGAGUAUAUUUUUACCCCUUUUUGGACCUUGUUACCUACGAGUCAGGUGUUAACUUUCCUACCGGACGAGAUCUGAUGACAUGAUGCGGGAUCGGGUCGCACGUGGCACUCUCUAGAUGCGUGCAUGCAUGCCUCCUUUCAUUGUUGACGCGAGAAUGGCUCAGCAUCCCCUUCUCCUACUCGCGCUUGGCACGCACGGUAUGCUUGAGACCGGAGUACUCCUGGUCAAGCCACUGGAUAGAGAGAAGGGGCAACUAACUCGCUUCGCGUCAUUGUCGUUCUUCAUUCGUUGGUGGUGACAAAAAAAAUGCAAUGUAUUUUAUCCCAUGUGUGAUCCUUUGCAAGAGGCCCUCCGGGGGACGCGAUUUGAAAAGCAAUCGAUUGGCGUAUGCCUAGGUAAAUUCUGGAACUGAAGAGCGAUCGUUUUUAUGUUUUUGAUUCUGGGUGCUUCGACAACAUCGGCGGGGCCUCAGCGGCCACCCCGGGCCCCCCCGCGAAGUGUAGAAGGUUUUGAUUUUUCAAGAACAAUGCGGGUGGGUGCGAUCGUUUUCCAACAUUCGCGGGUCCCCCCUGUUCGCUUUUUUUUUUAUUUGUGUGGAGUCCUCCUGCGCGAGGUUACGUUUCCGCCAUUCAUGACCCCACCAGCAGUCCUACCAUCACUACUUGGGUUUUUGGUCUUUUUAAUAAUACAGAGACGACUCUGUUCCUCUGGCCGUUUGGAAGCGUACUAUAGGUGCUCGAGGCUGAAGUGAUCUCGCGUGUACUACUACCGUGGCAGGGCGUGUUUGUGUUGACGCUGGGGUAAGAGGAGGGUGUGUUGUUCGUGUGUGUACAAUAAAAUGGGAGGGGGGUCGUUGUUUGACUGUGUGGGCGUGGAUGUUGUACCUUUGUGGAGAGGACUAGCGGGUUGUCCCCUCUUGUCUCUGUCUCUCUGUCUCUCGCAGAAAAAGGGAUUCAGCAUAGUGUGAGCUCAGUUGCGUGUUGGAUUGUCUGUUGAUCUCCCCGAAUAGGCUGACUAGCGCGGUGUAGGGGAGCGUAAGGUAGGGAUCAUUUAACACAUGAGAGAGAAAGAACGGCGGGCGGCAGACACGCGACCGCUAUUUGCGCGUGCAAUUUUGUGGUGAAAAAAAAAGAGAGAGAGAGACAUGUCUGUACUUGAUGUCGUCCGUGGGACAUGAUGUGAGCAACAAACCCAACGACGAUGUUGGCCUACAUCGAUAGAAACCCCAUGGCGCCAGUAGAGGCAGUUUUUGCGUGUUGCAUCUGUUUUCAGGCCUUUAUAUUCAGUGCUGUUUACUUACUUUGGUGGUUUUUUUUUUUCCAGCAGAUCAGGCGGCCAGGGAUAGAGAGAUGAUUGGGCGGUGGCACAGCAGCAGCUGUCCUUUCAGUUCUUACGAAAGGAGUUGUGCUGGGUCAGGGAUGUGGUUAUAUGUAGGUAGCCCCUUUUUUCGUUGUUGGCACGGUUUCCUCUGCACACAAAAUGGGCAACCAGCGUCGUCUCAAGCCGUGCGGGGGGGGGGGGGGGGGGUCCAAAAUUCGUGUCCUGGAGGCAUUGUUUAAGAUUCUCCUUGCCGCGGAGCAGAAUCUGUUGGCUUGUCUGCCAAGGACAAGAAGUAUGUUUGUGUCUCCUUGCGCUUGUAGUCAUGUCUUCCACACACUCGCUCACUCUACGUACACAGUAUGUGUUGUGCGUGUCCGUGCCGAGCCAGAGUUUCCCAUCUUCGGCUUGGUCUAUCUCUCCCGUGUCAGCGACGAUAGCGGAGUAGUACCGUAUUUGGGAGCUAUCUGGGGACAUGAAACCCGUUAGUCAAAGCCAGGGUGUGCUGAUCGAAGGCGGGGGUGGGUGCGAUGAAGGAAGGGUGGUAGAGUGUUCUUGUGUUAUCUUGUGAUAGCGGUUGGUGCUCUGUCCCGGAGUGUAGGUCCAAAUUAUUGCAGGACGAGACGGCGUUCGUUCUGAUGCCAGUACGUGUCGUCACCACAUGCUGUUAAAAUGAUCAUCGAAACGUCCCUUGUAGUUGUAAGUACUUUGUAGGCUUCCAGACUACAACUCUGGGAAGCAUCGCGGGGGGGGGAAGGGGGGGGAAACCUUCGUCGUGGAUUGCAUUUUUGUGCUGUUGGGGUUGUCGAAUAGAGGACGUUGUUGUCGAAUGUCGCAUAC